AUGGCUACCGCUACUGUGUUGGGCUUUGGAGCCAGGGCUCCUCCCAAGGUCCUGAAUCUCUUGGCCAAGACUGUGGCAGACAAUGGCACUGCGACAAUCAUUCCCAAGCGUUCCCAAAGCAUUUCCUUGGCACUCUGCGAAGCACCCUAUCGCACGUUUCUCACCACCACUCCCCAAGAAAGUAAUAAAACACCCGCCAAAAACUUGAUCCUCUACUGUUUGCCCACUGGCGUGGCGGAAUAUGUGGCCACGGAUGAAGCGGCCACGGUACGAUCGUCCAUCUUGUCCACAACAACAACAACCAACACUGUAGUGGCCGUGUAUAGUGUCGAAACGGACCAACUUUUGGGAGGUGACGAGACGGCCUUGUUGGCGGCCAUUCGUGGCGAUGACGGUGCUUCUGCCUUUGGCAAAGCGGCUCUCUUGGCACUGGCAAAAUUGGACACAAUGGCAGCCGACCAAUUGAUGAUUUCCGCCGAAAAUAAAGAUGUCGUGAUUGUGGUGGGAUCCGGUGGACGAGAACAUGCCCUGGCAGUAGCCGUGGCCAAGUCACCAUUGGUAGGCAAGGUGAUUUGUUGUCCUGGAAACGGUGGCACUCAAGUCGAAGGAGGAAAAAUCACCAAUGCCGAAGGAGUCAAUGGAAAACAGGAUAAUGCCACUGUGAUUGAUCUAGUCAAACGAACCAGUGCCAAAAUGGUUGUGGUAGGACCCGAGGCGCCUUUGGUGGCGGGGUUGGUGGAUGAAUUGGCAGUGGCUUGUCCGGAUGUCAUGGUUUUUGGACCCAGCAAAGCAGCUGCUGAACUGGAGGCUAGUAAGGCAUUUACCAAGGACUUUUUGCAGGAACACGACAUUCCCACGGCAAAGUAUAAGAAUUUCACAAGUGCUGACGAGGCAAUUGCGUAUGUAGAAUCCUUGGAAGAAUCGGAUCGACAGGUGGUCAAAGCGUCUGGGCUGGCUGCUGGAAAGGGUGUGUUACUACCCACAAACAAGGCAGAAACCAUUGCAGCCGUUAAGGAAAUCAUGUCGGACAAGGCAUUCGGAGCCGCUGGUGAUACAUGUGUCAUUGAAUCAUUUCUAACGGGACCGGAAGCGUCUUGUUUUGCCCUGUGCGAUGGAAAGACAGCCGUUCUCAUGCCUGCCGCACAGGAUCAUAAACGAGCACUCGACAACGAUCAAGGUUUGAACACGGGAGGAAUGGGUGCCUAUGCCCCGGCUCCUUGUGUCACACCCAACUUGCAACAGGAAAUUGAAGCCAUGUGUGUCAAGACGGUCGAAAAAAUGGCAGAACGAGGAACUCCUUACGUGGGACUCCUAUACGCAGGAAUGAUCUUGACACCAAACGGUCCCUACAUGCUCGAAUACAACUGCCGCUUUGGUGACCCCGAAACGGAAGUUGUCCUCCCUCUCUUGGAGACAGACUUGUAUGAGGUUUUCAAAGCAUGUUGCACGGGGACUUUGGGUUCGAUUGAUGUUCGUUUCAAGGAGAACACUUGUGCUGCUACAGUAGUUUGUGCUGCUAAAGGUUACCCCGAAAAGUAUCCAAAAGGUAUGAAAAUCGAAGACAUUGCUGCUGCAAACGCAUGCAGUGGUGUCAAGGUCUAUCAUGCUGGAACCAAAAUUGACGAUUCCGGGGCCACUCUUUGCUCCGGUGGUCGGGUCGUGACUGUUACUGGAAUGGGGGAUAGCCUGCAGGCUGCCCUCAAUGCUUCCUAUAAGGGAGUUAGCAAACUAGCCUUUCUGGAUGGAAGUGGCCAAAGCUUGAUGCAUUUCAGAACGGAUAUUGGAAAGAAAGCUGUCGAAAAGAAACUAAGAAUUGGUGUAUUGGGCUCGACACGAGGUACCGCGUUGAUUCCUGUUAUUGAAGCGUGUGCCAAUGGCUCAAUCAACGCUGAAAUCGUUGCGGUUCUGAGCAACAAGUCUACGGCACCAAUCCUCGACAAGGGACGGGCCCUUGGCGUCACGGUUUCAACAAAGUUCGUUUCUGCCAAAGGGCUGUCGAGGGACCAAUACGACGCAGAAUGCACGGCCAGCCUUGUCAAGGCAGGAGUCGAGUUUGUUCUACUCGUUGGUUACAUGAGAAUUCUCUCCAAGCCAUUCACAGAUUUCUGGAAGGGUCGUUGCAUUAACGUUCACCCGUCGCUGCUCCCGAAGCAUGCUGGCGGGAUGGAUCUCCAGGUUCAUCAAGCAGUCCUUGACGCCGGGGAGAAAGAAACGGGCUGCACAAUCCACCAGGUUACGGAGGAGGUUGACGGCGGUCCAAUAGUGGUUCAGAAGGUGGUUCAGGUGGAUGAGGGCGAAACAGCAGAAUCAUUGAAAGCAAAGGUCCAGGCUCAAGAAGGACUAGCGUUUAUCGAAGCUAUUGAAACGGUAUGUCGUGGUGGGGUUAUCACAUACGCGGACGCUGGAGUGAACAUUGACGAAGGCAACCGUUUGGUCGAACUGAUAAAACCACUUUGCAAGUCAACGAGGCGUUCCGGGUGUGACGCGGAUCUGGGUGGUUUCGGUGGAUUGUUUGAUCUUGCUGCAGCAGGGUACAACACGAGCGACACUGUUAUCAUCGGUGCCACCGAUGGCGUGGGGACAAAACUGAGAAUUGCACACGCUACAAAGAAGCAUGAAACCGUCGGCAUUGAUCUGGUUGCUAUGUGCGUGAAUGACCUCAUCGUUGCCGGUGGCGAACCGCUCUUUUUCCUGGAUUACUUCGCGACAGGUCGCCUGGAAGUCGAGGAAGCAGCCGCAGUGGUGAAGGGAAUCGCGGAAGGAUGCAGGCAAGCACAGUGUGGCCUCAUUGGAGGGGAGACCGCAGAAAUGCCUUCAAUGUACAGUGAUGGCGAGUAUGACCUCGCUGGUUUCAGUGUUGGAGCUGUGCACAGAGACCGAAUCCUGCCGAAAGGUGUGGCGGAAGGCGACGUCCUACUUGGUCUAUCGAGCAGCGGAAUUCAUAGCAAUGGCUUCAGUCUAGUCCGGAAGCUGAUUGCAAAUGAAGGACUUGACUUCAGCAGCGCGUGCCCGUGGGAUCCUGAUUCAGUCUCUAUCGGCGACUCUCUUUUAACGCCGACCAAGAUUUAUGUAAAGUCUUGCUUACCGCUCAUUAAGGAUGGACUCCUAAAGGGGCUGGCUCACAUUACUGGAGGGGGGCUCCUGGAAAACCUUCCAAGAAGCCUUCCAAGUGAAUUGGGCGCUGAAAUCACAGGGCACCCGCCGCUGCCACAGGUUUUUAAAUGGAUGAAGAUUGCCAGUGGAUUGGACGACAGCGAGAUGUUGCGGACCUUCAACUGUGGUGUUGGUAUGGUUCUGAUUCUGGACGAAAAGUCCGUAUCAACUGCCACAGAGCUCCUCAAGUCAGCCGGAGAAACAGAUGUUUUCCGGCUCGGAACUGUAGUGAAGGGCAGCAAAGUGACAGUUACUGCUUCCCUGACCUGAUAUAAGUCAUAGUAAUCAUCCUAUUGCUCAUCUUC
This is a messenger RNA of Seminavis robusta, 3458 nucleotides long. NCBI's taxonomy places the organism in Eukaryota, Bacillariophyta, Bacillariophyceae, Naviculales, Naviculaceae. The record is from the annotation of a GenBank genome assembly.